Molecule: messenger RNA, 4355 nt
Organism: Dreissena polymorpha
Lineage: Eukaryota; Metazoa; Mollusca; Bivalvia; Myida; Dreissenidae
Product: cyclic nucleotide-gated cation channel alpha-3-like
Exons: 20
Coding region: 371-2986 (871 amino acids)
Biological process (GO): transmembrane transport; potassium ion transport
Cellular component (GO): membrane
Molecular function (GO): voltage-gated potassium channel activity; protein-containing complex binding
Source: RefSeq, a predicted model, not a curated record
UUAGAAGACGGAAUCGGCCUUGUCGACUUAACGUGUUAACAUUUUGUGCAUAAUUAAUUUUACCAACAAUUUUAAUUGGAGCAAUACAUAUUUAAUGUUAUGCACAUGUUGAGUUCGAUGUUUUGGACCUAAUGGUCGUUAUUGUUAAAGUAAUAAAUUACGAAAUGUUAUUACAUGCAAACAGUACGUGAUAAAUGUAAAAAGCACACUGAUGCAUCAUCAUUCAUUGAAAGAAACAAACACGAUUAGGUAAACUAUAGUGACCGAAGAUGGAGGCUCUUAAACAACGCCAAUGUCUGCUGUUUGUGAGGCUUUAGUUAGCCAAGGGCACCUCGCUACAUGCAGCACGAUAUAAACACGUUAUCGCAAUAUGCCGACCAUCAGUUUCUUCAAUUUGUGCAGACGACAUUUCGGAUGUUUAAACAGCGGAAGUGCGGAGGUUCGGGGCCAGCCUCAAGAUGCCGACGACGAUGACACAAGCGGUGACACUGCAGAACCCGUCGACGGCGUCGCUCCGAGACAUGUUGCCGACGACACGCCGGAAGAGGAACAUCCUGAGUGGGAGAUGGGCAUCCGGCGCUCAUCGUCAUCCAGGGGCAAUCGGAUAGAGGACCUGUCUCUGUCAGACAUCAUCUUGGACCCGGAUGGAAAUAUCACGUACUACUGGCUGAGCCUGGUCACUCUAGUGGUCAUCUACAACAUGGCGGUCAUCGUCCUCCGACUGGCCUUUGAGGAAAUGCGAGAUCCGUUGAUCGAGGAGUCGAUGUUCAGCGUUCUGGAUUCGCUGGGUGACGUCAUUUACGUCCUCGACGUCAUUGUCAAUGUUCGCGUGUCAUUCUACGAGGACGGAUGUCUGGUGCUAGAUCCACACCGAAUUAUAGAUCGCUAUGUGCACAGCAGAAAGUUCGUGCGUGACGUUACUUCCGUUCAACCGCUCGGCACAGUUUUCGGCGCCAUUAAUUUCGUCUGCGGAAUUGUUUACGCAGAUUUGUCGUCUGUGAUACCAAACAAGGUACAGAUCCUGCUGGUACGAUUACCGAGGCUUCUGAAAUACUCCACCAUGAGUCGGUACUUCGAUCUCACGGAUAGUCGGACUAGGAACCCUAACCUGCUUCGCGCUUUCAAACUGUCCUUGAACCUGUGGGUGGUGAUCCACUGGGUGGGGUGCGCUUACUACCUGGUCAGCGAGUACGAGGGACUGGGGGUCAACAGCUGGGUCUACCCUAGCGGCCCGGAAUACGCCAGCUUCACCAGGAAAUACAUCCGAGUAAUGUACUGGUCGCUGAUGACUCUCACCACCAUCGGGGAGCGGCCGCCACCGGAAACAGACCUGGAGUUCGUCUUCACCGGCCUUACGUUCCUCAUCGGCGUUUUCGUUUUCGCCGCCGUCGUCGGUAACGUCGGUGACGUCAUCAGCAACAUGAACGCUGCAAGAACCGAGUUUCAAUCGCGUAUGGACCAGAUCAAGUCGUACCUGCAGCACCGCCAGGUGGACGAGAAACUGCAGAACCGCGUGAAGAGAUGGGCAGACUACACGUGGAACAGAACUCAGUCUAUCGACGAGCCAUCCCUACUGCAGAUGCUUCCGGACCGCCUGCGUACCGAGAUCGCAAUCAACGUGCACCUAGAGACGCUCAAAAAGGUGAAGAUUUUCGAGGAGUGCGAGGAGGGGCUGCUACGGGAGCUGGUGCUUAAACUACGCCCCCAGGUCUACUCCCCGGGGGACUAUAUAUGCCGCUUGGGUGAGAUCGGCAAGGAGAUGUACAUCGUCAACCACGGCAAGGUCGAGAUUCUGGUUCCGAGCAACGUUACCGGGAAGCGUACCUACCUAACGACGCUCACUUCUGGUUCGUACUUCGGCGAGAUCAGUCUGCUUAAAAUAGACGAGGGACAAAACAGACGCACGGCGGACGUGCGGGCGGUCGGAUACUCGGAGCUCCUGAGACUCUCCCGACGGGACCUCAUGUCGGCCCUGGUGGAAUAUCCGAACGCCAAGCAAAUCCUGGAGAAGCAAGCGAAAGAAAGGAUCGAAAAGACAAAAGAAAUCCGUCGGCCAAGUUCCGAUACAGCGUCCCAGGCUUCCGGUGACAUUUUCUCCUCGCCGUCGGAAAGCAAGAAGGACAUGCUACUCAAUGUCAUUAAGUCCGAAAACUUCAAGAGACUCCUCGCCACACGACAAGUCGAGAUGGGAGAGAUGAGGUCCGUGUUGAACGAACUCAGGCACUUCGACAGCCAGUCGACGAAGCAGAAGAUAGCUGAUCUGCAGUCUAAGAACCAGGAGCUUUCCGACCAGAUAAAGUGUCGGGACAAGGAAAUACUUCUACUGAGGUACAGAGUCGAACGCCUGAAAUCCAAGGACCGCGCCUUUCGCGUCAUCAACAAAAACUCUCCGAAAUCCGCCAGGCGGCAGUCCGACGGAAACGGGGAAUGCGCAUGCGUCGAUAACUCUUAUCACACCUCUAAGAUACACACGGUUGAUCCUGAAGUGUACGAGGGGUGUCUGGUGUCUCAGUCAUUGGAAAAGCUAUGUAGGUCGGAGUCACACGGCAGAUGGGAUGCGAACAACGAAACAUUAAAUGAACAUUCCAAGCACAAUUCACUCACACAAGAACUCCGACGUAAACCUACUCUGAAGAACAAAAUCUUACGUCAUUCCAUAUCUGAACCAAAAAUAAUUACGAAAAAUAAUUCAAAGUCAUCACAGAACUCCCCGACCGGAUCUCGCCGCUCGAAAAUCCACAAAACCUUGCAAAGUCAUUCAAAUCAAAAUGGCGCUGGGAAAGCAGAGUCCGCCAAGUCCCACAGAAACGAGCCACCCAAGCGCCUGGUGACCCGGAGCAACAGCGUAAUGAACGACAGUGCUCAGGACCUCCGUGUCAUAGAGAAGCUUCUCGAGAUGGACUCAUAUCUUUCCGACAGUUCCGGUUUCACCUCGGACACUUCCGAUGACGAGCAUAGCGACUUCUACUUCGACGUACAUUUCUAAGAGACCUUGCCUUAUCCGACGCGUUUGACGUAAUUAAAGAAAUGGGUAUUGCUGUUAAAAUAUAAUGACGAAAGAAUUUGGGCUAAGUACACUCCGCCAGUGUGAAAUAGAUCUGAUCGUAGUGAAACACCUGAUUAGUCAUUACAAAAAACACCAAAUUUAUUACUAAGAGCAACCAAGAGUUGAAGAUUUCUAUCGGAGUACGCGUACCUGAAACCAGUGUCAAUACAAACAAUAAGUUGCGUUUGUAUACGCCUUAAGUAUAUUAGUAUUUAAAUAUAAUAAAAUAUUUCAAAUGUAAUAUACGAACAGAAACAUUUAUUUGCGUCAUUUGGUUCCUAGCAUCUGUAUGUUUCUUUGUGACGAUGGCACUCUUGAUGAAUGCUAGCCCACUCGAGGCGUUCUAGCAUUCCUAUUGUUAGGUCAUCAGAUUCAAGUGCGUUCAUAAGUAUAUUUAAAUAUGUUUAGAUCCAUAGUAUAUUUUCAGACGUUGCCGCUUUAAUUAUUGUAUUAUGUUGUUUUGUUGUUGCCAAUGUCUUUCAUAAUAUAUUUCUGUUGUCACUCGACCUCUUUGAUGAAUCUUUUGAGUAUUAAUCGACAUUAUGGAAUAUUGUUUACGCGUACAACGUUUUGUGCAAAUGUGUUGAAUGCUUUAAAGUCAGUAACAGUGCAUGUGGACUUCCGUAUUAGUAUGCCGUCAAUAGAGUUUUAGCAAACAUUCCAAUAUUUAAAUUAAUUGUUAUAGUUUAGAAAAAUAAUCAAAAGUAUUGUUAAUUAAAAUCUAUUGUUACUCCUGUUUUUACAAUCAACUCGUUCCAAGCUAGUCAUCUUUUGAAAAUUAUUAAUCCUAAUUCAAAUCGAACAACAAAUGUGUCCGUAUGAAACAGGAUGCCACAACAUUCCUGUUGCCUGAAAACUCAACUCAUAUAGGAAAUAACUCAACCAAAAAAGGAAUUGCGCAAGUUCACACACUAGUACAUAUAUUUGUACAGUUUAAAAGUUUAGGCCCUCUAUUAGCAAUACCUUUCGGGUUAUUCGCUUUGUUUUGUGUUAAAUAGGGGACCUAAAUUGUAUUCGUUUAAAUCCAAGGACACAAUGUUUUCCAAUACAAAAUGAAACUGUAUGCCAAGAAGUUUGAAAUUAUCCCCCAAACCUAUUUCAAUUUCAUUUAGAUCGACGAGUGCUAUAUUAAAAGACCAUAUCAUUAUAAAAUGGGUGUUGUCAAUACAAUAUUUUAAACCAGAAUAUUGGGAAAAUUGAUUAUUACUUAACAGUACCCCCACUUUCCUCUCGCAAAAAUGUUGUGUCAUCUGCGAACUGUGUAAAUUUCUAUUGUAUGCCAUUGAAAAAAUACAUUUGAUGUUCUUGA